Molecule: messenger RNA, 761 nt
Organism: Owenia fusiformis
Lineage: Eukaryota; Metazoa; Annelida; Polychaeta; Sabellida; Oweniidae
Source: the annotation of a GenBank genome assembly
AUCUGUAUUUUUGUAAAGUUUCAGUGAUAUUAGACGUCAGAUUGCGUGUUUAAUUAGAAAACAAAGUCACAGCGAAAAUGUAUCAGUUAAAGUUAAAAAUCACACAAAAUGACACAAUCACCAGCUGAAUAUUUUAAAUGUAUAAAAUUUUGUUCAUUUUAGCCCCAAAACGUGAAAGAACGGUUUCUAGGAUAUUGGAAAAAAGCUUAAGACACGGUUCAUUACUCCAGAUUAAGUAUAUGAAGAAAUGCUGCAGUUCAAAGUGUCAUUUGAAUUUGAACAUGGACAUGGCUCGUAGAUGUAGGGAGAUUUUAUGGACGAAGGAUUUCGAAUCGAGACACGAAUGGUUGAUUCAGAAAUUAAGAGACGCAAAACAUCGCAAUGGCAAAUAUUUUUUAAUGAUUGAAAGUGGAUUGGGAAUAUGUUCAAAAGCAUUUUGCCAACUUUUUUAUAUAAGCAAAGGAUUCUAUUAUAAAUCAGUGAAGGAUUACGAAAACGGAGUUUUAUCAACAGGUUAUCAAAGGCGUAGAAGUAAAACAUCACUCUAUGAUGAUGCUAAAUUUUGGUUAGAAGAAUAUGCGACUUAUCACGCUGACCGUAUGCCCGAUUCAGCAGACAUUAUGCUUCCCUACAAGACGAGGAAAGAGGGAUUGUACCUUCGAUACAAAAGCGAAAGAGUCGAAAAAUUUCGAAACUUUUUCAGCAAAACAAGUUUUAUGCGUAUGUGGGCCGACAUGUUUCCCCAUCUCAAGAUUAAAAAG